This is a messenger RNA of Salvelinus sp. IW2-2015, 4934 nucleotides long. Its product is annotated as 3',5'-cyclic-AMP phosphodiesterase 4C. Gene Ontology annotation, cellular component: cytosol; perinuclear region of cytoplasm; nucleus. The record is from RefSeq and is a predicted model, not a curated record. Gene Ontology annotation, molecular function: 3',5'-cyclic-AMP phosphodiesterase activity. Gene Ontology annotation, biological process: signal transduction. Lineage: Eukaryota; Metazoa; Chordata; Actinopteri; Salmoniformes; Salmonidae.
CACACAUGCUCAGGAAGGGAUCACUCACACAGACACACAAGACACAUUAUAUAGCAAGACUUGCACACAAGCGCACCUAUUGGGUUUUCGAGAGCGUCCAUGCGUAUUGCGAUGGCUACAGUUGUCAGAGGGAGUUGGGACUUGGUGGUGGAAGACGGAGUUUAGAAAAUGCGGAGGAGAGGAAGACAUUGACGAGGAGAUAUAAAGAACGCAGGGGGGAGAGUGUGAGAACUUUGAUCAAGCCUUCCUACAGAGAUUGUUAAAAUAGACAGUGAGAGCCGGACACAGGAAUGGAAAGAACAAAAUCAAGUUAGUUAAUCUGCAUGUUUCAUUUUCACCUGCAUCCUGAUAGAAAAUUAAUUCCAUCUUGGAGGUUUAAGUUCUAAUCACACAGAGAGCUUAACUGAUGCUUCUACAUUUAAUAAUUUAGCAGACUUUAUUAUCCAGAGUGAGUACAUACAUUUUUCAAGCUGGUCCCACRUGGGAAUCGAACCCACAACUCUGGCGUUGCAAGUGCCAUGCUCUACCAACUGAGCCAACUGUUGAAUAUGCACUGGGUGACAAACUCAUCCAAGAAAAUUACAUUUUUUCCCCCUCCCACAACCACGUAUGAGGAUGUCCCCCGGUAGAAAAAUGUUGACUUUUUGAAAAAACACAGCAGCUUUUCAAGAGGAGGAUUUUUCAAUGUUUUUGACAGGAGGAAUGUUGGCGGGAAAUACCAAGGAGGAUUUUCCUCAAAGCCUUUCUCCCAGAUUCUCACUGAGAUUCUCUUGCCGUUUUGGCUUUUCUUGUUGUUGCGGCGUCUUCGGUCCUCUCUGUUUGACAUAUCAUUCAUUUGAGUGGCAAUGGGAGCCAGGUGCGGCGUGAAGAAAGCAACAGGGUCGCGAGAAAGGAGAGUGGCAAGAGAACCACAGCUGUCAAAAGAGGAAGGAAACAAAGAAAAGCAGAAGUAGAAAGAGCAGAGAAAAAAAGGGGGAAGAAAUAUGAGUUUGCCAACAAACUGUGUACUCCUGGCCCCUUCCUCGGACCGGUCGUUCAAAGUGCGGAAUGGGAAUAUCUGUGGAUCCCUGUGCGCAGUCAACCGGCCCAUUGACAUUGUGCAGAAGCGCAGGCGCUUUGAUGUGGAGAAUGGGCUGUCGGUGGGGCGCAGUCCCCUGGACCCCCAGGUCAGCCCCAGCUCCGGCCUGGUCCUACAGGCCAACUACCCCCACAGCCAGCGCCGCGAGUCCUUCCUCUAUCGCUCCGACUCAGAUUUCGACCUCUCGCCCAAAGCAAUGUCCCGCAACUCCUCCACGGCCAGUGAGCUGGAAGAGGGCUUGAAGCACUGGGAAGUCGGUUGGCUGCCGCGACAUGGAGAAGACAUGAUUGUGACACCAUUUGCACAGGUGCUUGCCAGUCUCCGAACAGUCAGAAGCAAUUUUGCCUACAUAACUCAUCUGCAAGAUCGGCCCAACAGGCGGCCAUCAGGCAGCAACCCUCCCUCCAUACCUACCCACACCAAGUCAAGCAUAACAGAGGAGCCGUACCAGAAGCUGGCCAUGGAGACGCUGGAGGAGCUGGACUGGUGUCUGGACCAGCUGGAGACCCUGCAGACCCGUCACUCAGUCAGUGAAAUGGCUUCCAACAAGUUCAAAAGGAUGUUGAACAGAGAGCUCACCCAGUUGUCAGAAACCAGCCGGUCAGGAAACCAAGUCUCAGAGUUUAUCGCCAACACUUUCCUAGAAAAGCAGCAUGAUGUGGAGAUUAUGUCUGGGCCUCCUAAGGAGAAAGACAAGAAGAAGAAGAGGCCCAUGUCCCAGAUCGUUGCGGUGAAGAAGCCUGCCCUCAGCCCCAGCCUCGCCCCCAUCCAGAUCCCCCGUUUCGGGGUCACCACCCUCCAGGAGGGAUUAUUGGCCACGGAAUUUGAGGAGAUCAACAGAUGGGGUCUAGAUAUUUUCAAGAUAGCUGAAUACUCGGGGAAUCGGCCUUUGACGGUGGUCAUGUACUCCAUUUUCCAGGAGCGAGAGCUGCUGAAAAACUUUAAGAUCCCAGCCGACACCUUCAUCACCUUCAUGAUGACCCUGGAGGACCACUACCACGCCGACGUGGCCUACCACAACAACAUCCACGCUGCCGACGUGGUACAGUCCACCCACGUUCUCCUCUCCACCCCCGCCCUGGAGGCUGUCUUCACUGACCUGGAGAUCAUGGCUGCUCUGUUUAGCAGUGCUAUACACGACGUAGAUCACCCCGGAGUGUCCAACCAGUUCCUCAUCAACACAAAUUCUGAGCUGGCUCUGAUGUACAACGACGCUUCUGUCCUGGAGAACCACCACCUGGCUGUGGGCUUCAAGCUGCUACAGGAGGACAACUGUGACAUCUUCCAGAGCCUCAGCAAGAAACAGAGACAGUCCCUCAGGAAGAUGGUCAUCGACAUGGUGUUGGCCACUGACAUGUCCAAGCACAUGAACUUCCUGGCUGACCUGAAGACAAUGGUGGAGACCAAGAAGGUGACCAGUCUUGGAGUGCUGCUGCUGGACAACUACUCAGACCGCAUCCAGGUCCUUCAGAACAUGGUUCACUGUGCUGACCUCAGUAACCCCACCAAGCCUCUGGAGGUCUACCGUAAGUGGACCGACCGCAUCAUGGUGGAGUUCUUCACCCAGGGGGACAGGGAGCGGGACAAGGGAAUUGAGAUCAGCCCUAUGUGUGACAAACAUAACGCCUCCGUCGAGAAGACCCAGGUGGGAUUCAUAGACUACAUCGUCCACCCUCUUUGGGAGACGUGGGCUGACCUGGUCCACCCUGACGCCCAGGACAUCCUGGAUACCCUGGAGGACAACCGGGAGUGGUACCAAAGUAUGAUCCAGCGCAGUCCCUCACCCACCCUUGAGGACAGGGAUCUUGAUGGGGGGCCAGGAGCCCUGGAAGCCACAUCGGGGGGAUGCGCCUCCACAGGGGACAAGUUCCAGUUUGAACUCACCCUGGAGGAGCAGGAGGAGGAGGGUGACUCAGACCUGGAGAGCCCCCCCGAGGAGGAGACGUCACAGGGGGGAGAGACCUCUAGGAAGACCCUGGCCCUGUCUCUAUCCCCAGAGCCCAGCAGCAGAUACCGGCCCCCCUCCCCCCACCCUGGCCGGGCCCUCAGUCUGGCCACCAUGUCGGUUAGGAGCCCCGACCAUCUCAGAACGUUGGGCCCCGGGGUGGGCGCGGACGACAUAGGCGAUAGGGACAGAAAACUGGGCCAGGAAGGCAGUAGUGUAGCUUACCUACGGCUUGGCACGUAACACAAACCUUGGCCCUCCCUUCAACUCAUUCCAUCCCUGCCUUGGUUUGUGGGUCCCAGCAGCAAUUGGACAUGCAGGGUGGGCUUUUUAUCAAGUCUGUAAUGACAACAGUUCCUUUACACUGGAGACACCUUAACACUUUUAAUAUUGUAGAACAAGAAGUAUCGUUUUAUUCUCUAUUUUCUUCUGUGUGCGAGAUAGGACUUUUUAGUCCUGCAUUCUGUAGUUGAUUCUGGGCGGAAAGUGUCUUAGACUCGAAGGUAGAGAACUGACCACAAGCUAACCAGCCUCACCAAUGUCUCCUGACGAAGCAAGGAAUUAUACUGAGAAAACAAUGUCUUCCUCAAAAUGAUGGAAUAUAGAUAUUCAAUGGAAUAUUGCAAGGAUUGUAAUCAUUUUACAGGGUCUUGGAACUUUUGCACCACACAUUUUGAAUUCAGUCAGCAUAAACUAGUAUAUUUUAUUUAGUUAGUCUCUGAGAAUUCUGUGAAUGUUUUACCAAAUCCAGUAUGUACCUGAAUAGUGAGAGAAUUGUAACUUAAACCUCAGGGUAUAACGAGAUAUAAAUUAUUUUAAUGUAGCACGGACUUCUUGGGUAGCCCUUAACUGAGACUGCCUGUUUAGAGUUGUGUUACUGAUGACAAACAGCUCUUAGAACCUUACUGCUUCAAGUUAUGCAAAAAUACAUAUUUAUUUGUCUGGCGACCUCUAUUGAUCUCAAUUGAAAAGUUCAUUAAUGAGUUUGAGAACUAAAGCAAUUUAAAUAUAAAAUGAACAGUACCAGUAAAUUGUAUUUCAAAAAUCCCGAAGUACUAUGGUUGAUUGAGGUACCCAAUACAAGUUGUUUUAAAUCUAGACUAACACCGCUUACACUCAUGUUUGUAAAGUUGUAUUUGUUUCUAUGUGAUCAUGUUUUACGUUGUCACAUUUUCUAUUUGAUUUGAAAUGGUUCCGUUUUGUUAUAUAUAAUGGGUAUGUCCUCACCAUGGGUGUAUUCAUUUCACCGAUUCUGUUGCAAAACGUUUUGCAACAAACCGUUUACUCCAAAUGGAAAACUGGUUUCUACUGGAAAAAUUCAGGUAGGUCUCUCCCAGUUUUGUUCAGGUAAACGAUUUCCUUUGCAAGACGUAACGAACACACCCCAGGUCUGUUUGUCUCUGAGCUUUGUAAGCAUCAUUAUCAGGGUGUCUCCACCAUACAGUAGCACUUUACAAUUUUUGUUGUAGAGGAAGCCCAUUCAGUUCUAAAGAGCUUGAGCCAAACCAUGAUUUUAGUGGACAGCCAUGGAAGGCUGUAGUUCCUGUCCAGAAACAACCCCUAGGCCUAACACCUAGAGCUGAGAGGAAUGGAUAGGUGUAAGCAAUAGGGAGAAAAUUCCACCUAGCAGAGGGUGAGGUGGAGACAUUGUCAUGUAGCAGGGCAUGCAGUCAACAACAUGAUAUCCUCUGUUUUAUAUAUACAUUUCAACACUGAGGUUGGAAUAAUACUGUGAAAUUGUGACAAUUAUGAUUAUGCACUUUAACAGCUAGUUCAGGUUACACAUCCCUCCCAUUAGGCUCCUCGGACCACUCUGACAGUCCUAGCUAAAUUCUUGCUGGAGAAAUUGUAUUUUGCUAAGCCAUUUGUUUCUUUUUGAGAAUUUUUAUUGAAAAUGAUCACAGUAAGGUU